Molecule: messenger RNA, 1045 nt
Organism: Nicotiana tabacum (common tobacco)
Lineage: Eukaryota; Viridiplantae; Streptophyta; Magnoliopsida; Solanales; Solanaceae
Source: RefSeq, a predicted model, not a curated record
UUGGACGGGAAAAAGAAGAAAAAAAGAAAGUUAGCACAAAGCAUCCAACCUCCCACUUCCCCCAUACCUUUACACGGUACAAAUCAAAGUUAUCACCUAAUUAUCGAAAAAUAGAACCAAAUUACCUCACAAACCACAACACGGGGAGAGGAAUCCCAUUAUUAAAUAUACUGCAGUAUACAACUUACAUUGUUCUGAUAUUGUUGUUUAAUCAAAUCAAACGCCAAGUCCAGGAAAAGAAGACAAGGGCUUAUAUUGAUACUAUCGAUCUAUUGACAGCUAAUCAUAAGUCUUUCAGAAAUAGUCUAAACAUUUAUGAAUUAAAAGAUAGUGGUGGGUUUCUCAAAGAGAUGAUUGGAUGGAGGGUAAGCAGAAGUUGAAGCAGAGAAGAGACGAAGGGGGAGAUGGCAAGAACAGAAGCCAAAUGGUGUUCGUACAAACGAACCACGAUUAUUGUUUGUGCAAUUAACAUUUUUGUUGCUCUCUAUGUGCUUCACUCUUACACUUCAGUAUACAUGUACACUACUCGCAAUGAUACCCAAAGGGCUUUUAGGUAUACUCCAGAUCAGGUUAGGAAAAUGGACGAAUCGAAUCGAAUAAGAAAACAACUAGAACCUGUGCAUCUUAUUAAACUAAUAAAGGGAUUAAAGGAAGAAUUUUUCAUUGAUGAAAAGGUGGUGCAAGUACCGCAGCAAAUUAAACAGAAGAUAGCUGAUGAAAUACUAGCAACUUUGAGAGGUGUCAAUGCCGGUGACCAUGCAACAGCACAACGAGGUGAUUAUGCCUUCAGUUUCAGAGUAAAUUGAUCGAUAUUGGGCUAUCUUUGUUUCUGAAGCUGCAUUGUUGAAUCUUUUCAUCGGAUAUCCUUCUUGUUGUUCAUUCUGUAGCCUAGAUAAUUGUGGACUUUCUAUUAUCGUGUCUUUUUUGUAAUAUUGCAAGAUCUGGUAAUAGUUGAUCCAUGCUACAUUGGGCAUAUAGAAGUCUCAGGUACAUGUAGAAGGCUGAGACAGUACAAGUACUGCAUUCCUUUUUGUGCCCAUGAGAU